AUGAGUAAAUUUGGUAACACCGGGUACCACUUCUGGUUCAAGCUUCGUUCGGUCAACAUCCACUGGUACCAGACGAUCGACAAUGAGGCAGAAUUCGCCUUCUCCAUUUACGACUCAGACGGCACCAACGUCAUCGAUGCGGUUGAUCUUGGCAACGUCCUUCGCGCGUUGAACUUGAACCCUACGAAUGCGACUAUUGAAAAGAUGGGCGGCACGAAGAAGAAGGGCGAAAAGAAAAUGAAGCUGGACGAAUUCCUGCCUAUCUUCAGCCAGUGCAAAAAGGAUAAGGAACAGGGAUGUUACGAGGACUUCCUCGAGUGUUUGAAGUUGUACGACAAACAGGAAAAUGGAAUGAUGCUUGGCGCAGAAUUGUCUCACACACUUUUAUCACUUGGUGAACGUCUUACUGAUGAGGAAUGCGACAUAGUGCUGAAGGAUUGCAUGGAUCCAGAAGACGACGACGGUUUCAUCCCCUAUUCUCGUAAGUAUCAGUUCGUUUUGGGCCGGGUAUCGUGA
Molecule: messenger RNA, 516 nt
Organism: Mycetomoellerius zeteki
Lineage: Eukaryota; Metazoa; Arthropoda; Insecta; Hymenoptera; Formicidae
Gene: Mlc1
Product: Myosin light chain alkali
Exons: 3
Coding region: 1-516 (171 amino acids)
Cellular component (GO): muscle myosin complex
Molecular function (GO): calcium ion binding
Source: RefSeq, a predicted model, not a curated record